AUGGCGACUACACUCUCCGCUGGCGGGUCCGAUAUACCCGCUCGGUCCCAGUCUGUUCGGACGCGCCGACCACCAACGUCGUCACGACCCGACCCCGUUCCUCGAUCCGAAUCGUCGACCCGGGCUGAAGCGUCACGCCCCCACCGUCGCAGCGGUAGUCAGCGCUCGACGACGGCACAAUCGCCUCGACACGAGAUGCCCCCUCCCUCUGUGCACAGCAACAACCCCCCAGCUGCCGAAGAGCCUCGCGAUCGCUCCGCCGAACAGCAGUCGCAGCGGCAGUCGAAGCACAGAUAUCGCACCGUCAUCCCGGCCCCGUCGGGAAACUAUGCCUUCAUAAAGACAAUCGGGCAGGGCAGCAUGGGCAAGGUUAAACUGGCCAAGAAAGAGGGAACAAAUGAUUUGGCAAGUUUCACCGCAUGCCUUGCAUGCCUGCUUCGGGGGGGCAGUAUCGUUGCGUGUAAGAUCAUCGAGAGAGUAUCUGCCGACGACGGACGAACCAGCAAGGAAGACCGCGAGCGGUCCGAUGCCGCUCGAGAGGAUCGUAACGCGCGCGAAGCUGCCAUCGUCAGCUUGUUGAACCAUCAAUACAUUUGUGGGCUUCGCGACAACCUGCGCACGCGAUGGCAUUGGUACAUGCUUUUCGAAUACGUCAACGGCGGCCAAAUGCUCGACUACAUCAUCUCUCACGGGAAGCUCAAGGAGAAGCAAGCCCGGAAGUUUGCGCGGCAGAUUGCGAGCGCAGUCGACUAUUGCCACCGGAACAGUAUCGUCCAUCGCGAUCUCAAAAUCGAGAACAUCCUGAUCAGCAAGACGGGAGACAUCAAGAUCAUUGAUUUUGGCUUGAGCAACUUGUUCUCACCAGACGAAGACAGGAAACUCAAGACGUAUUGCGGCAGUCUUUACUUUGCCGCCCCCGAGCUGCUGCAAGCAAGGCCUUACACGGGACCAGAGGUGGAUGUCUGGAGUUUUGGCGUGGUUUUGUUUGUGUUGGUCUGCGGAAAGGUGCCGUUUGACGACCAGUACAUGCCCGCUCUCCACCAGAAGAUCAAGAAGGGCGUUGUGGACUAUCCUAACUGGUUAUCUGGCGAGUGCAAACACUUGAUCUCCCGAAUGCUUGUGACGGACCCGAGGCAGCGCGCGACGAUGCACGAGGUCAUGAACCACCCAUGGAUGCUCAAGGGGUACAAUGGCCCACCGGAGAAUUACCUUCCCCAACGCGAACCCCUCCGGUUACCACUUGAUGAGGACGUCAUCACUCACAUGACGGGAUUCAAGUUCGGCCCGCCAGACUUCAUCCGGGACGAGUUGACAAAGAAGAUUUCCUCGCCCAAAUACCAAUCAGCGGUUCGGCGCUGGGAGAAAGAGAAGGAGCUGCCACAACCAACCCUGAAGGAUGUCGAGAAGAAACGUGGUUUCGGCUUCGAUUUCUACAAGAGGAGAAAUUCGGUCACCAGCAAGGACACGCUCACUAACGGCAGCUCUGACGGUUUGGCCCUUGGCGAAGAUCCGCUCAAUGCGUUUGACCCCAUGGUGUCCAUUUACUACCUCGUGCGAGAGAGGAUUGAACGUGAUCGACAAGAAGCCGCCUCUACUCAACCGGCGAUGCCAUUGAAAGUGCAAGUUCCGCCGUCCCCGCAACAAAACCAACCCCUCGCUGUUCCGUCAUCGCCCAUCCCGCGGCCAAAGGAGAAACACUCCCUCGCAGAAAUCGUCCCGCCAAAGCCGGCACACACCGAGGCUGGCCGAUCGCGGCAGAGGGCAAGGUCACACAGUGAGGAUCAGGUUAGGGAAACGGUCCAAAAUGGCUUACUCUCUCCCGACAUGGUGCCGCAGAAGAAGGGCAACGGCCCGGUGUCUCUCCUCAGGAGGCUCAGCACGCGUGACCGGAGGAAAGAGACGCCCGAGGCUAGGACAAGCGGCCUUAUGCAAAAGUCCGUCUCGAUGCGCGCUAAGUCACUCGGCCAUGCCCGUCGGGAGAGCAUCCAGGCGCGCCGCGCCAAGCGCGAAGCUGAGCGCGACCAACUUGAGCCUCCCAAGACACCACACCUUCAGGAGCCGCCCGUCCGGGAGGAGACCGACGCCGAGCUCGGCCUCGAAGCCGAGGGCGGUGAGACCAGCGGUGGCUCACACGAGCGGCUUGAACCCGAGGAUCCCGACCUCGCCAAGCCCGUUUUCCUCAAGGGUAUCUUCAGUGUGUCAACCACGUCGACCAAGCCGUUGCCCGAGAUCCGUGCCGACAUCAAGCGAGUGCUCAAGCUUCUCGGCGUCGACUUCACUGAGAUCAAGGGCGGUUUCAGCUGCUCGCAUGCGCCAAGCAUUGCCGAAGAGGAUCGUGAGCGGUACCAUUCGCACUCGCGCUCGCAUUCCAACACGCGCGCCUACUCACCUGGCGGCAAUGGUACCGAUGCCGGGCAGCGUGAGUCCAGGCGCGUGGUGGAUGGUGAGAUCCGGUUUGAGAUCCUCAUUGUCAAGGUCCCCAUCGUCAGUCUGCACGGCGUGCAGUUCAAGCGGGUGGGGGGUAACACGUGGGAAUACAAGGCCAUGGCGGAGCAAAUCGUUCGGGAACUGCGGUUGUAA
Messenger RNA from Dichotomopilus funicola, 2580 nucleotides. Its product is annotated as protein kinase kin1. The coding region runs from base 1 to 2580 and encodes 859 amino acids. NCBI's taxonomy places the organism in Eukaryota, Fungi, Ascomycota, Sordariomycetes, Sordariales, Chaetomiaceae. The transcript is spliced from 3 exons. Gene Ontology annotation, cellular component: cytoplasm. Gene Ontology annotation, molecular function: ATP binding; protein serine/threonine kinase activity; tau-protein kinase activity. Gene Ontology annotation, biological process: intracellular signal transduction; protein phosphorylation; microtubule cytoskeleton organization. The record is from RefSeq and is a predicted model, not a curated record.